Microthlaspi erraticum is the source of this 930-nucleotide messenger RNA. Lineage: Eukaryota; Viridiplantae; Streptophyta; Magnoliopsida; Brassicales; Brassicaceae. The record is from the annotation of a GenBank genome assembly.
AUGAGGUUUUCUUCAAGACCCGUUUCUAGUCCGGGUCGAACCGAAAACCCGGCUCUGCUUAUGCGGUUCUUGCGGACCAACACCGGCAGCAGAAGCAGAAGCAGAAGAAGCAGAAGCCGUUCCCGGUCACGAAAGAGACCUAUCUUUUUCCGGCGAAAGAACUCAGCGGCCACGGCGGAGACGCAGGAGCCGUCUUCACCUAAAGUCACUUGCAUGGGUCAAGUAAGGAUAAACCGGUCAAAGAAACCCAAACCCGGAACGGGUCGGGUCGCCGAAGGUGGAAAUGAAAGCCGCCAGCGUCGUCGACGUCGGUGCGGCGGGUGGGUGAAGAGCGCUUUCUCCUGCCAUUCUUUCUCCGGGAAACUCAAACCGACUUGCUUUAAUCCUGUGUGGCGCAAAUGGAAAUCGUUUUCUAAUGUUAGCUUCUCGAAAAAAUCAGAGAAGAGAUCAAGCUCGUCGAGGAGUGAGCCUAUCUUCGGCCGCUCCACGGUGGAGCCAGAAGAACGGGAAGAGUUUCGCAGAGAAGAAGAUGAAGAAGACGAAGAAGGAGAAGCAGAUUCUGAUAAAUCUUUCGCAGCUACGCCGCCGAGAAACGCUCUGUUAUUAACUCGAUGCAGAUCUGCACCGUAUAAUAGAUCCCCUUCAUUGGCUAAUAACUUCUGGGAAGAAGAAGUGACAAAGGACCCUCGUUUUCGACGACAAGAAGCUGAUAAUGUCAACGCCUCACCGGAAAAUGUGUCGGUUUCGAGCGUUACGGAAACAGAGAGAUUGGAGGACUCCGGUAGAGACUCGGUGGCGAGUGAAGAAGCAAACGGGAGCAUUUUGGGAUCUCCAUCACGACGGCGUCUGGUACUCACGCGCUGCAAAUCGGAGCCUGCGAGUAUAGGAGAGAAACUCAUUCCCGAGAACCGAAGGUUGGGAUUUACGUAA